UGCACCCUAUUUGACGCUAAAUCGUAGCGUCAAUGAAAAGGCCGCUUUACGGAACCUAUGCAAGUUAGUUACAGUAGUACCAAUUUUGUAACUAGAAAUAUAGCUAAUUCGGAACGCACCCCUUGUUAUUUCCACCAUGGGCUCUCGUAGCGCCACACGCGCGCGCGAAGAGGGGAAUGUCCGGCGCCGUGCGCGAUCGGCGCGCGCUCUCCGAGUCGCUCGCGGAGACCGGAUGUAGGAGGGCGAGACGGCGAGAGAGUGAGCACGGCAGAUGGAAGAGAGGCAUGACGCCAUCUUCGCCAUGUUUUGAUGUCGUCACCCCCCCCCUCCCCGAGGCCGAGCUCUGUUUCACCGUGCAGCACGGCAGCCCGUGUUUUUAAGCGUGUGCAUUUUCGUAGAUCGACGCCGCGCGUCCACGGUGGUGCCCGGUGGUUCCCGGUGGGUUUGGGUGAGUUGCCAGUGGUCCCCGGUGGCACGGUCCGUCACGCGUUCACCGGCCUCCGCACUACUCGACAGUCGCGUAGCCUCCCGUCAAUCCGUAUUCUGUAUGCACGCCGCGCGGGGCUGGAUAAUCCUCGUCCUCGUCCUCGUGCAAGGUUCAUCGUGGGCGAGCGUCGGCUAUCUCGGACGCUUUCAUGUCCGUGGAGGUAGCCGCGGUGCGGGGGGGAUCGGCGAGCGUCGUCUACGCGGUGCUCGUGUCCUAGUUGGCCUCGGCUGGUCGUCCUGCCGCGAGAGAAUCUCGACUCGGGGUCGGGAGAGAUCGAUCGGAGCGCGGCUCACGCUAGCACUGCCUCCUCGCUCCUACCUCGCUCCCGUGCGCUCCUGAGAUCGACCUUACGAACGGCGCGCGCGUUACAUCACGCCACUCGACAAGGUGGGUACGAACCCGUGCGGCGUGCGUGCGUACGUGCGUACGUGCGUGCGUGCGUGCGUGCGUGCGCGCGUACGUCCCCUAUUCUCUCUCUCUCUCCUUCCUCUCGUACGCGCCAAGAGGAAGAGCAGCGACACUAGGGAAAGGACUCUCUAGGCUAGGAAAAAUGGAGCUGUGUUUGCACUCGCCAGCAGGAGCGGAACCGAUCGUCUAUCAGUGGCCUCUCACUUCUGGAUCGGGCUCUGAUCGUCACGAUGGAGCGCUGGACGUUAUCGAAUCUAUGCGAUGGGUUUGCGAAGAUCUGCCAGAUCUCAAGUUACCCUUGGAAAAUAAUGUGCUUUGCGACUACGACCCAAGAGACUACGAAAGUAUGAAAAGUCUGUGCGAUAGAUUCAACAGAGCCAUCGAUAGCUUAGUACAAUUGGAAAAAGGCACGAGCCUGCCGUCCCAGAGGCUAAACAAGAGACCUAGCAGAGGUUUGCUUCGUCACAUACUUCAACAAACUUACAAUCAAGCUGUGGUCGAGCCGGACAAGUUGAAUCAAUACGAGCCCUUUUCACCCGAGGUCUACGGCGAAACGAGUUAUGAACUCGUUUGCCAGAUGAUCGAUCAGAUCGACGUGACAGAGGACGAUGUCUUUGUCGAUCUGGGUUCUGGAGUUGGCCAAGUGGUUCUUCAGAUGGCAGCUGCGACUUUGUGUAAAAUUUGCGUCGGCGUGGAGAAAGCGGACGUACCAUCGAAAUAUGCACAGAGCAUGGAAAUCAAUUUUCGGAAAUGGCUAAAUUGGUACGGGAAGCGGUGCGGAGAAUAUCGCCUGGUAAAAGGAGACUUCUUAGCCGACGAGCAUCGCGAAAGUAUUACCGGAUCUACGAUAGUGUUCGUUAAUAAUUUUGCAUUUGGCCCAACGGUUGAUCAUCAGCUGAAGGAACGUUUCGCUGAUUUGCGGGACGGCGCGCGUAUAGUGUCCUCAAAAUCCUUUUGUCCGCUAAACUUUCGAAUAACGGACAGAAACUUGAGUGAUAUCGGCACGAUAAUGCACGUCUCGGAGAUGUCGCCGCUAAAAGGUUCCGUCUCUUGGACCGGUAAGCCUGUGUCGUAUUACCUGCACGUAAUCGACCGAACGAAAUUGGAACGUUAUUUCCACCGCUUGAAAAACAAUAAACAAGGUGGCUUAGAUGAAAACUCUGAUACUGUGAUAAACAACACUGCCAGCAAUAGUAGUAAGAUUUCUAAUAGGAGUGAGAGAGGGGACAGAGCCAAGAGGGAUCUCUCGAGGCAGUUGGACAGUCCGAAUCAUUCGGAGCAGCAAGGAACAAACAGCGACUCCGAUCUGGACGACAGCGCUAUCAAGAGUCGCCGGCAGCCGAACAAGAUACGGAGGAAGUUCAAUCGAAAAACUGCAAAUGGCAUUACGAGAGCUCCUGCUAGAGGUAGACAGAGGGGCAGAGGCAUCAAGAGAGCCAAGCCUAAGAAGGCAAUCAAUAUAUCUGGAUUAGAUCUGUUACAUAGUCAGACUUUGCUCAGUACAUCGCCUCAAGCUCUCGGGAAGAAGCCCCCGCCUGCUCCCGGCUGCGUAGACCAACAAUUGUCUUCAUUGUCGCUUUCGUUGCAAUCGCAUUCCACUUCGGUGCACGAAGAACUCAGUAUACCACCUGCUCCGUCCGCGACUCCCUACGCUCUACAAAUACUCUUGGACUUGUAUAGGGACCAAUUUAUGCUCAUGUUAGAAUCGAUGAGAACGCCCGCUUACAAAGUGUCCAUUAAUACGGAUAUCGCGAAAGAAAGAGAAAGGAACUCGAAGCUUCAGUCGAGAGCGGCGCAACUGGAGAAACAAAUCAAAGUGCUAAUAGACGAUAGCGUAGCUCUCUUGAAAGCGAGAAUGACUGAAUUAGGUAUCAAUGCUACGUCACCCGGGGAUCUGUUGUCGAAAGCCAAGGAAAUCGUUCUCAGACAUAAACAGCUACAGGCUAAGGCAAGCAAAUUGCAGGCGCAAGUAGCGUCUAUGGAAACUGAACAAAACAGGCUGGUGGCGCUCAGGCAUCAAGAAUUACAGGAGAAAUAUAAUGGUCAGGCAAAUGGCAUGACGAAUCCACACCAGCCGCUCACCGAGGAUUAUUUGUUGAAGGAAAUUUCCGCCACUCUUUCGCAGCGUAAACGUUUGCACUCUCAAGUUUCAAAGCUAGAGCACGAAUUAAACGUAUUGGAGAGGACGAGUAACGAAAAGCAGGCCGCUGCCAUUGCUCAGCAGCAAAAGGAUGCGAUUGGAAGUAAACACUCGGCACAAAAUUUGCAUCACGGUGGACAACAGCAAAGUAAUAAAAAUGGAGCUACGCGUAAAAGCAGGGAAGGCCGCUCGAGGUCGCAGGAAUGGCCCGACGUCCCGGAUAUAGGGAAGAUACAGGAGAACAAUCCAGAGAUAUUGGCGCAAAAGAUUUUGGAAACGGGAAGACAAAUAGAAGCGGGUCGUAUACCAAAUAGGCAGAGUGGUGGUAACAGCAAUUCCAGAGCUAGACUGCCACAGGCGUCUCUCAGUUUCGCCACGCUGUCCACUAUUUCGUCCACCCAAUCGCAGACAGCGCAGAUAGCCAACAAGGACGUGUCGAGUAGAAGCAAUCAAGAGCCACCGAGAGUCGCCAAUUUCGAGGACAGACUGAAAAGUAUCAUCACGAGUGUAUUGAAUGAAGAUCAGCAAAACCGAAAUAAGCAACAACAGAUGCAAUUGCAAAGUCAAUCCGAGUCCGAGAGAAAACGCGUUUUACUACCACAGAAUGUUUCUACUCCGGAUUAUACUCAAGUGUCACCCGCGAAGCUAGCGUUGCGCCGUCAUCUUUCGCAAGAGCGUCUCUCGUCGUCUCACUUGACAUCGUCCGACAGAACGACGAUCGAUCCUAGGCAAUCGUCCAAUUAUGACAAUCGGCUUGCAGCGGGUGGCCCUGGUGGACCACCUGGUGGGAGCGGACCCGUCGUCACUAGGACGAUUGCCGACCUCGUUAAUGGAGAGAUCGAAAGGACUCUCGAGAUAUCCAAUCAGUCUAUAAUCAACGCCACUGUUGAUAUGAGUGCGAUGAUAAGACCCGAAACCGUCUACUCUCCCAUUAGCAGGCCAGCAAGUGCCGAGGGAGACGCCGGUUUGUCGACGUUGGCGCAUGUAGCUAGCUACGCGCCCACCUCCUCGGGGGCUUCCACCUCCACACCCUCGACUAGUUCGAGGUCGUCUGUGCUCUUCACUCCGGCGACGCAACCGCAAAGAUAUACACCGGUUCAAUUGCCGCGGGCGGAUAUUAAGCCUUACCACGAGUCUUACUUUUCGGAUAAUCCGUCUCAGUCGCUCACGCAGUCCCAUUCGUCGCCUUUACAUUCAUCUCAAGGUACAUCGAAUGGGGAGUUGUUACCUGUAGAAGGACUCGCGGCAUCGUUGCACGCUCGAAUAUUGAACAACCACAACAAUGGUGGCGGCGGCAGCGGCAGCGGCGGCGGCAACGGCGGCGGCAAAACCGAGCCGGCGCUUUCCAGCAGUAGAAGAUAUCAGCCGUAUCCACGAUACGCUACAAACGGUAGUAGUAAUGGAAACUCGACGACAACAAGUGGUUCGGUAACGGCGGUUUGUCAAUCGCAACCGUUGGUGUCAGUAAAAACGGAAGCGGUUGUGUCGUCGGUAAGCACAAGCGGAGCACCUUUGAGUCCUCUCGUGGAACCACAUUCCAACACUUCGACGCCACUGGUCGACGAACCCCAGAUGACGACGCAAAGACAACGAAGUGUUGGAGAUGACGAUGGGGAGGAUUGGCAAGAUCGCAUUAGCUCAGGAUUUGAUCGCUUGGUCGCGUUCGCUUCUACAGAAUUGGACAAACGUAGACGAUCAACGGAAGGAGUGAAUACAAGUCCCGAUAGUGGAUUAGGUUCAGACAGCGCCGUAACAGGGCCACCGCCUGUAGUACCUUCUCCGGACGAAGCGUUAGGGCCGCCGAGAACACCUUCUCCGACUAGCCCCCGUCCCACAAAUUCAACCAGUAGUAAUCCCCCGAGCGGCACAUCCUCCUCGGUACCUUUGAAAUACCAACGACAACCAGAUCCUGAGCGGCAUCACUUUAAGAAGAAGUUUUUUCACCGUGAUUGGAAUAAUUCUGCCAGUACCAGCAAGUUUCGUCCCAAGGGCAAAGAUUGGGAUUGGAAUCAUUCCGGGCAAUGGCCUUCGAAUGACGAGCAAUCCUAACUUUGUCUACAUUGCGCGACAGAUAAUUUUCUAUACGAAUCAUAAGUGUUUUCUUUUUCGCUUUUUUUUCUUUCGAAGCCUAGGUGAAGGAAACAAACGGAACGUUGUUUUUACGUUUAAACUUAUUAAAUUAUUACAUUUGUUCUCGUUUUGUUAUUCAUGAUUUUCUUUCACAACGUCACGACCACACGAUCAUUUGUGGCUUUAGAAGCGAAAAGUCUUUUUUUUUUGUUUCAUUCAUAAUACAUCGAAAUAAAUUAGUUUUGUUAACAAGUAGCCGCAAGUCUUAAUCAAUUAUCAUGAUAUUUCGUUCUUGCUGAAAAUGUAAAAAGCACCGACGAACGAAACGACUAAUUUAUUCCGAUGUUGCUCAGUGAGGAAACGGAGAAAAACACUUGCGUCUGCAUGUGAACGUUUCAGCUGAUAAACUCUUGUAAUUAUACAUUUAAUUUGAAAUAAAUUAGUAUUAUACACAUAAUGAAUAUAAUUAUAACAUUAUUAAUGUAAUUAAUGAAUUUCAAGUUUAUAUUGAUUAAGAUUGCAAGGCUACUAGCAAUUUCCCACGUUGUAUUGAGAAUUUACAGAUUUUGAAACAGAGCUUUCAGAUAUUACUCACUGACGUAGCAUUUUAACGUAUUAUUAUUAUUAUUAUUAUUAUCAUCACUAUCGUAAGUAAUCAGGUUUUUUUAGGGUUUUGUGAAUAAUUCCCAUCUCUCAUUAGGUCUCUUGUAACAAUAAUACAAUAUUGUUGAGAUUGUAUGCCAUGUCUUUGUAGAUUUACUAAGGUCUCGUAAUCUACGCCUGUAUACACAUGCACAGAAAACACAUGACACAAACAUAGAUGCAUACACUUGGCUUGAUUGCUACACGUUAGACACGUUAGACACGUUAAAGAGAUAUUAUAAUGUUGUAGAGAUCCAUAAUGUAGGUAUGUAUCAUAAUUAUGUAUGUAUGCAUUGUACGUGCGUAUAUGCGUGUAUGACGUUUGAUACGUAUGUUUGAUACGGCGGUAUGUAUUACAGGCGUAUUACGGUAGACCGAGCGAUUGGCAUUGGAAAAAAAGAGGAGAAAUUAAGCCAGCAAAACCUUUGUGUGUUCGUAGCAAGUAUUGGCUACAAAUUUUAUAUAUGGCUAUAUCUUCCACCAUUUGGAGGAUAUAUACCUAAGUGUUCACUGUGGUUCAUAGAAUUAUGGCAACGGACCGUGGAAAAUAGUCACUUGAAAUGCAUUCGUAUUUUACGUGGAAAAGUUGCAAGGUAAAUUUUUGUUUUCGGUACGCGUCUACAUCUACAUCAUUGUGUGAUUGUGCGAAGUAUCCAAAGAAUGGCAGUUGCGAGUCGGUUUACAAAGUUUUACAUGAUGCGUCAUAUAAUUGAGCAUCAUACAUGAUUUUCGGUGCUGCGAAAUGAAUCGAGUAAACGUUGGAUAAACAAGUAGUACUUGAGGUCGACGCUUUAAAAAAGCGAUAUUGUAUGUAUAAAGGUCCUUUCUUUUUCACAUUGCCGAGUUAUUGCGCUCGUGUACAGGACGAUUUUUAAUUAUAUGUCAAUCGAGCACAUUCCGACGUGAUUUAUCGUUUGUUAAUACAUGUUGCGAUUUUAGGAUGCGCUACGCCGCGGCGCGCCGCACGUGUGGACGACGCUUGUAGCAUGUUUUUAUUACGAUUGGAAAAUCUAAAUCUAUGCGUACACGCGUAUUGACAUAUAAUUUGAUUUCAUCUCGUAUGUACAUACGUGUCUUGUUACAAUUGUAAUAUUUAAUUUCAAAGCUGCAAGUAUCACUUGAAAAUAUCCAUAAUUGAUUCCCUCUUGAAUUAUUUUAGAGACAACAUGUUUCAAAAAGUGUUGUUUGAAAUGAAAUAAUACAACUGUAAUAUAGAGAUAUACCUAUACAUAUAUAUAUACAUAUAUGGAAGGAUCAUCAUGUUAGACUGUGAGAAAUUGAUUAUCGUAUUAUUUAAUAUAUCCUCUAAACGUCAUAUAUUUAUAGUUGUAACGAGCAUUGCCAAGCAUGCUAGAUACACUGCCGAAUCUUCGAAUGAAUUAAUUUUAUUAUUCAUCGCAAUUAUUAUUUAUUGUUUUUAUUGAGAUAUUUUAAUACUAUUACUAUUUGGUAACAAGUAAAGUUUUUCUCUAUUAUUUCUACCUUCCCGCAUCUAGCAGUUUUCUAGCGGUACUUUCGAUAUAUCAAUAAAACGAUUGCUUUGCGGUUAUUAUCGUAUACUCGUUGUCACCUCCUUUACCGAGGCGCAGUUUAUCAGCGUACAACAAAUGACAAGUUCCGAUAUCGGUCUUUACGAGUUGAAAGUUUUACAAUUCAAUCAAAUUACGGUCGAUUAAAUAAAUUGGUUCUUCCGCGUCACAGGUAACGCAGUCCCGCCGCUGCAGGUGGCACGAGUAUGUUGAGUACGUGCGUAGGUGUCAAUGACACGAUGAAUAUUUUUAAAUACAGGUACCAACAUGCACUUUGUACGUAAACUUGCGAAUAACGAUAACGAUAACGAAUGUGUACGGGUUUUAUAUCUUGGAUGUAUUUAAAUAUAUAAAGAGACGUUGGCGUUCCUUCAAGUACUUGAACUUGAAACACACAAA
Vollenhovia emeryi is the source of this 7675-nucleotide messenger RNA. RefSeq names its product histone-lysine N-methyltransferase, H3 lysine-79 specific (gene gpp). The coding region runs from base 1038 to 5084 and encodes 1348 amino acids. The record is from RefSeq and is a predicted model, not a curated record. Gene Ontology annotation, molecular function: histone H3K79 methyltransferase activity. Gene Ontology annotation, cellular component: nucleus. Lineage: Eukaryota; Metazoa; Arthropoda; Insecta; Hymenoptera; Formicidae. Gene Ontology annotation, biological process: DNA damage checkpoint signaling; DNA repair; regulation of transcription regulatory region DNA binding. The transcript has 11 exons.